Molecule: messenger RNA, 1542 nt
Organism: Stylonychia lemnae
Lineage: Eukaryota; Ciliophora; Spirotrichea; Sporadotrichida; Oxytrichidae
Source: the annotation of a GenBank genome assembly
AUGGAUAAUACUCCAAGUUCAAGAACUUAAAAGCCUUUACUCAUCGGUGUGACCGGAGGCACUGCCAGUGGCAAAACCAGCUUAUGCAAAUAUCUUUUGAACUCAUCACUUUUUUAAUUAACAAUCACCCUUAACUCUAGAUUACAAGAAUUACAGAAAGAAUUGGACUCAACUGCACUUACAUCUCACUUGACUCUUUUUACAAAGGAUUAUCGUAAGUCUAAUUUCCAAAAAUGGUUCAAUUACAUCGAUUUUUAUAUGCCAGAUGAGGAUCAUGAUAAUGCCAAUAAUUACAAUUUCGAUCACCCGAAUGCUCUAGACUUUGAUUGUGCUCAUUAAGUUAUUAAGGACUUGCUUGCUGGUAAUGACUCUAAAGUCCCAAUCUAUGAUUUCACCUCUCAUCAAAGAACUGAAAAUCAAAUGGAAGAUGUUGUCUCAGCCCCUAUAGUUAUAUUCGAAGGAAUUUUAUCUCUCUAUGAUAUUAGAAUUAGAGAUCUUAUGGAUUUAAAGAUCUUUGUUCUGACUGAUGACGACGUGAGACUGGCCAGAAGAUUACUAAGAGAUUGUUCAGAAAGAGGAAGGACCAUAGAUGGAGUUUUGUAUUAGUACAAUAGAUUUGUAAAGAAAUCCUACGAUGAAUAUAUCAAGCCUACUAUGAAAUAUGCUAAUAUCAUUGUGCCCUUCGGCAGUGACAACACCACAGCCAUCGACUUCAUAGUUCAGAAUUUAAGAUCUAAGUUGCAAGAAAAUAUUAACAAGAGAAAGCCUUCUUUCCACAUGCUGAAUAGUUUGAAUAUCUCAGAGGCCUAGAUGAUUGAACAAAGUUUGGAAAAGGAUGAGGAAAUGGUUAAGGUGCAGAAGACUUUAGGGUUUGAGAUUGUGGAUUAUGCCAUUGAGUAUAUAGGAUUUAAAAAGAGCGUGACUUAUUUCGAGGCAGGUAAUCAAGAGAAUUACAAGCUAGAGAUCAUGAUCAGAUAGCUCAUCAACUAUGAAAGUCCAAUGAUUGUGGAAUCCAAAGUGCAGGAUAAGUUCUUCAUAUAAUCUCCUGAGUAUUUCUACUUUCAAGAUGCUCUAGAGCAGGGCAAGAAUAAAGAGAUUGCUUAACAGGAGACUGAGAUAUUCUUGUUCUAUCCUGAACUUCUUUAGAAGCAUGCACUUAAAGAAUUAACUGCUGCCUUAGAUUCCAUACAAAAACUUAGGAAAGAUGACUAUCAAAAUAUAAAAGUUAACGUAGGAGUGUAUUUCUGUUCUAUCUGGAUCCUAUAAGAAUUGAAGAGCCACCCUCUAUUCAAGCAACUCCACAUAUACACUCUCUCACUUAAUGAUAAACUUAGAGAAUACCCAAUGCUUACAGUUAUGGAACAAUAUAGUGAGAAUCAUGCAAUCUGGGAAAAUUAGAAAAAGGAUCACAGAGCCAAACUGUUCGGAGCAGACUUCGCCCCUUCAAAUCAAGAGGUAUAGCUCACUUCUAAGCUCUGUUACAAGUAGUUCUUCGAGAGCAGAGAGAAAAAGACCGUAAUUGAAAAAGUAAAGUAAAAGUGA